Dermacentor andersoni is the source of this 2467-nucleotide messenger RNA. It is a transcript of the gene P5CS, whose product is annotated as Delta[1]-pyrroline-5-carboxylate synthase. The record is from RefSeq and is a predicted model, not a curated record. Gene Ontology annotation, molecular function: glutamate-5-semialdehyde dehydrogenase (NADP+) activity; ATP binding; glutamate 5-kinase activity. Gene Ontology annotation, cellular component: cytoplasm; mitochondrion. Lineage: Eukaryota; Metazoa; Arthropoda; Arachnida; Ixodida; Ixodidae.
UAAUGCAGGGCUGAUAAGGCACGCGUCAAAAGUCGUCUGCGGUAUUGAACAGCCUGCCAGAAGUCCUCGGGCGGUGCUGAGAGGGGUGAACAUGUGGCUGCGAGCGAGCGCCCGUGGCCUGGCCUACAGCAGCCGCGCCGGGCUGGAGCCACAGCAGCGAGCCGCGGGCGGUCGGAGGCCGGCGGCGUACCGCAGCGAACUGGCGGCCGCGCGACGUGUGGUGGUCAAGCUCGGCACUGCGGUGCUGACGCGCGAGGACGAGUGCGGCCUGGCGCUGGGUCGGCUCGCCUCCAUCGUGGAGCAGGUGUCGCAGCUCCACAACGAGGGCCGCGAGAUGCUCGUGGUGACCAGCGGCGCCGUGGCGUUCGGCAAGCUGCGGCUCAACCGCGAGAUUCGCAUGUCCAUGUCUAUGCGCGAGACGCUGGCUCAGCGUGGCGAGAGGAGCUCGAGGCUAGCCGCCGAGGAGGCGCAAAACCCCAAGAAGCGGGCCGCAGCUGCUGUAGGUCAGAGCGGGCUGAUGGCUCUCUACGACGCCAUGUUCAACCAGUACGGAGUCAACAUCGCCCAAGUGCUAGUCACUCGGCCAGACUUCUACAACCCGGAAAGCAGGCACUGGCUGCGCAAGACGUUGCUGGAGCUCAUCAGCCUUAACAUCAUACCCAUCAUCAACACCAACGACGCUGUGUCCUCGCCGCAGCUCGAGGAUCUGGCACAUAGCGACGAAGUGGGCCUGACCGACAACGACAGCCUUGCGGCCCACCUGGCCGUCCAGGCAGAUGCCGACCUCCUGCUCAUGAUGUCCGACGUGGAAGGAAUCUUCACACACCCUCCAAACCAGGACGGUGCAAAACUUCUACACACUUACAACCCUUCAUUCAACGGGACCAUCAAGUUCGGGUCCAAAUCUAAGGCAGGCCUCGGAGGCAUGGAGUCCAAAAUCAAGGCAGCUUCGUGGGCGCUCGAGCGCGGCGUGUCAGUGGUUAUUGGCAGUGGCUUCGAGGAAAUGGCCAUCACGCGCAUCGUGCAAGGCAAGCGCGUGGGCACUUUCUUCACCGAGCACCGCUCCAAGAUGAUCCCCCUCGAGUCGCUGGCCGCCGACGCACGAAAGGCCAGCCGCACACUGGAGUCCUUGACAGCGGCGCAGCGCUCAGAGGCAGUGAUGGCCAUGGCUGGUGUUCUGGAAGAACGCGCGUCAGUCGUAAUGGAAGCCAACCAGCGCGACUUAACCGCAGCGCGGGAGCAGGGCCUCAGUGCACCUAUGCUGGCGCGCCUCGCCCUGACGCCAGCCAAGCUGUCUUCGUUGGCUGACGGACUGCGCACUAUCGCACACAUGUCUCCUAAUGUGCUGGGCCGCGUCGUGCGCAGGACGCGCCUGGCUGAAGGCAUGGAGCUGAGCCAGGUGACGGUGCCCAUCGGCGUUGUGCUCGUCAUUUUUGAGGCUCGCCCGGAUUGCUUGCCGCAGUUGGCCGCACUUGCGGUGGCAACAGCCAACGGACUUUUGCUCAAAGGUGGUCGUGAAGCCGCUCAUACGAACCGCUGUCUCUGGGAGCUCCUGCAGGAGUGUUUGAAGCCGUACGGCGUUGCCGACGCUCUCGCCCUUGUCAGCACGCGUGAAGACGUAGACGAACUGCUUCAGCUCGAGGGGUACAUCGACAUGGUUAUACCCAGGGGCUCAAACCAGUUGGUGCGCGAAAUUCAGCAUAAAAGCCGUGGCAUUCCCGUUCUAGGUCACAGCGACGGCAUCUGUCACGUGUACGUGGACCGAGAAGCGGACCCGCGAAAGGCCAUGCGUAUUGUGGUGGACUCUAAGUGCGACUACCCGGCAGCCUGCAACGCCAUGGAAACCUUGUUGGUGCACCGUGACCACGUGGACGGCGGCUUGCUCUCGGAGUUGUGCUCUUCGCUCAAGACGCGUGGUGUGAGCAUAUACUCGGGCCCUCGCUUAGCGCAACUGCUCACCUUUGGACCACCGCCGGCCCCCUCCAUGCGCAUCGAAUACAGCGGGCUCGAGUGUGCCGUCGAGGUGGUCGACUCUCUCGAAGAGGCUCUCGAGCACAUCAACACGCAUGGCAGCUCUCACACAGACGCAAUCGUCACGGAGAACAAGGAUACAGCAGAGCGGUUUCUUCAGGGAGCAGACAGUGCCUGUGUCUUCCACAACUGCAGCACGCGGUUCGCUGACGGCUAUCGCUUUGGGCUAGGUGCCGAGGUGGGCAUCAGCACGGGUCGAAUCCAUGCCAGGGGACCCGUGGGCAUGGAGGGACUGCUCACCACCAAGUGGUUGCUCAGGGCGAACGGGAACGUGGUCCAGGACUUCGGAGACUCGGGCUCCUCGAUUUACUUGCACGAGCAGCUUCCCACGUCCUGAUCCCACUGCCGUCCCUGCCACAUCCUAUACUGUACAACUGUACAUACUCGUCUCGUGGGCCUCGUGCAUUGCAGAUAAAUCGCACGUAACCUCUUCACA